UCCAUCCAAAAAAGGGGGAGAAAGGAGGCUGGCUUGAUGACUCUAUGGGCUGGAAGUCCCGACUCAGUUCACAGUGGCACACGGUGGUGGAGGAGCAGAGGCUGGAUGUCCACAGCGAGGACCACAGAGAAAUACUGUAAUAAUCCCUGAAUGUGAUGAACAUAUAAAACCAAUAAUCUGCAGGAUAAUCCGGCGCACAGAGGGAGGCAACACUCUUGGAAUUUGGAAUUAAUUUCAUAUUUCUAUUCAAAAGGUGUGUCAAACAAAAAUGCAGCCCUGUUGUUCUUUCUUGCUGUUACUAUGCGUGGCCCAGCUGCUCUCUCCCUCCACUGCCCUGCCCUUCGAGCAGAAAGGGUUCUGGGAUUUUGCCUUGGACAGUCUGGACAGUAUUGACAUGAUGGCCAUGAUGAAGGAUGAGGAAGAGGGCUCGGCCAUCGAAGAGGUGCCACCGCCUGAUAUGCCCGUAUGCCCCUUCGGCUGCCACUGUCGACUCAGAGUGGUCCAGUGUUCUGACCUCGGUCUGACUGAGGUGCCAAGUAAAAUUCCUCCUGACACCAGGUUCCUGGACCUUCAGAAUAACCAUAUCACCGAGCUUAGAGAGGAUGACUUCAAGGGUCUCACCAAUUUAUAUGGCUUAUCUUUGAGGAACAACUACAUCUCCAGAGUCCACCCCAAGGCCUUUGUCCCUCUUAAGAGCAUGCAGAAGCUCUACUUCUCCAAGAAUCUUCUGACCACUAUCCCCAAAAACCUGCCGGCCUCCUUGGUGGAAAUCAGGAUCCAUGAGAACCUCAUCAGGAAGGUGCCAGCUGGUGCCUUCUCAGGACUGGUCAACAUGAACUGCAUAGAAAUGGGAGCAAACCCCAUCCAGAACAGUGGUUUCGAGCCCGGUGCCUUCAAAGGACUCAAACUGAACUAUUUGCGCAUAUCAGACAGCAGACUGACUGGAGUGCCCAAAGAUCUCCCUGAGAGUCUCCAUGAGCUUCAUCUUGACCACAAUGAGAUCCAGGCCGUGGAACUUGAGGACCUCAAACGCUAUAAGAACCUGUUCAGGUUGGGUCUUAGUUUUAACCACAUCCGCAACAUUGAGAGCGGAAGUCUUGCCUUUGUGCCAAGGCUGAGAGAGCUACACCUGGACAACAACCUUCUCUCCAGUGUUCCCAAGGGCCUCCCAGAGAUGAAAUACUUACAGGUUGUGUACCUCCACUCCAACAACAUCGGCAAAGUGAAGAUGGAUGACUUCUGCCCUAAGGGAUUAGGAACAAAGAGGGCUUUCUACAACGGCAUCAGCCUCUUCGCAAACCCUGUCAACUACUGGGAGGUGCAGCCUGCAACAUUCCGCUGUGCCAGCGACCGGAAUGCUGUCCAGUUCGGAAACUACAAGAAGUAGAGGAGGGUAGUUUGCUUGGAGAUGCAGAGCAAGAGAGGCAAAUUUCAAAACUACCAAACUAUUUGGAAUAAUUACAAUUUUCUUUAAUAAUUAUAUUCAUUUGAAUAGAAGAAAGUGAAUAAAAUAGACAGAAUGUGGCAAGCAAAGAACCUACAGUUCUUCAUUUGGAAGAAUGUUUGGUGCCUGCCAAAAUAAAAGAAAAAAUUUUUUUUUUGUUUUUUCCAUGGCACAAUGUUGAUGUCUUUAUUGUGAAGAUAACUAGUGAAAAAAUACAAACGCCACACGGGAUAAGGUUUAAAUUUAAGGUUUAAAUCAAUGUUCAUGAGUUUGUUGAAAUAUGGAAGAGUCCAUCUUGUCUUCAAAUUCUGCAAUUUACGGUGUAAUAAUUGGACAAUUGUACACGGUCCAUUUUGCAACAAACAAGACUGACAGAAACAUCAGAUGCUAAUUCAAGUUUAGAUGGUUCAUUCACACAUUUUCUUUGUACUUGGGGUUCACUUCACGGAGCAGCCUCCCCUCAGCAGUAAACAUCUUUUUUUUUUAUUGAUCUGACUGAACCUCCAGUCUUUUCUGUGUCAAGAGUCUCUCCUGUGCUUUUUAGGAAUAUUUCGCUGUCUGUAAGUAUUGGUUGUGCCCCAGUUAGAGCAACACACACAUCAGCUUUGCUUUGGUACAUUGAAGGUAUUGUGUACACAUAGUGCUGCAAACGAAAGUGGCUUUAAUGCAUUGUUUUGCACAGUUGUUUCUAUUGAGCUCUAUCUGCUUGGUAGUGCAAAAGCGCUUUGGCCAUAGAUAUGUUGCCCUGUCUCAGCUGUGUAAUCUGACAAGCUACUGCUGCAUGUGAAUAAAGACAUUUCUAACCUGCUGCAUUAAGCCAGAGAGCAACACCUGGGUUGAAUAUCAUACUGAAGAACCAAUAAGGAGGGGAACAUUUCAAAGAAUGAAUCAAACAACAUUUGGGUAUUAUUAUUAUUAUUAUUAAAGUAUAAUUGUGAUUAUUAUUCUAAUUGCUAUGCCUUGGACAUGAUGUCAUUGGGUCCUUGUUGGAUCUUAAAUUCGCCUUUUACACAUACUGGCUUGAACACAGGAAUUUAAAUCCAUAUUUUAUGUUAAAUGGUGCUAUAUGUAAUUUUUUCAGUGUAAACCAUCACAGAGUUUAACCAACAUUAUCAACAGAAUGCAAAUAAAUUAUGUCAAAGAUGUCUAUGUGCCAUUUUGCAGAGAUAGGUCUGUCAGUUUAAGUCAGUUACCCAUCCACCGAUCCCCCUCAUGUCUAUUUUGGACACACGGCUGACGUUGUUGUUCUCGUCUGAUUUUGGAUCAACAUUUGCAAUAAAAGUGACUGUUGUAAUUGUUAGAUUAGAUUCAUCUCAAGCACCCUCCCCUUCUCUCUUGAAUCACCAUUGCUCACUGUCAACACAAUUCAAGUUUAAGCUCCAAAUAUGCAUCACACACUUAUUACAUGCAUUUAAAGUAUAAAAUGUUUAUGUACUCACCACUAAUGUGUGAUAGAGUAAUAAUGUAAUGUAACAGAUUAAAUAUGAGUCACGGUUUUACCUUUAGCCUAGUCGUCAGGGUAGCACUAGAGGCUAGGAGGGUA
This is a messenger RNA of Dunckerocampus dactyliophorus (ringed pipefish), 2987 nucleotides long. It is a transcript of the gene bgnb, whose product is annotated as biglycan b. The coding region runs from base 269 to 1387 and encodes 372 amino acids. NCBI's taxonomy places the organism in Eukaryota, Metazoa, Chordata, Actinopteri, Syngnathiformes, Syngnathidae. The transcript has 8 exons. The record is from RefSeq and is a predicted model, not a curated record. Gene Ontology annotation, molecular function: protein binding.